Messenger RNA from Diaporthe citri, 960 nucleotides. RefSeq lists its product as uncharacterized. The transcript is spliced from 3 exons. The coding region runs from base 1 to 960 and encodes 319 amino acids. The record is from RefSeq and is a predicted model, not a curated record. Gene Ontology annotation, molecular function: oxidoreductase activity. Lineage: Eukaryota; Fungi; Ascomycota; Sordariomycetes; Diaporthales; Diaporthaceae.
AUGUCCAAGGCGAAACCUGUAGCACUUGUGAUUGGUGCCUCGAGGGGAAUUGGAAGGCAGAUCGCCAUUGAUUUGGCAAGACGUGAAUAUUCUGUCGUCGUAGCCGCCAAGUCCACAUCUGAUGCCUACUCUUCCAAGACUGCCUUUCCACCAGGUCCUAAUUCGCCUCAGUCCACCAUCAGUACAGUAGAACGAGAAAUCAAGGAGGCCGGCGGCGAGGCGGCCGCUUUUGCAGUUGAUGUCCGGGACUUCGCCAGCUUACAAGAGUUGGUCGACAAGACCAUUAAGCGAUAUGGCCGCCUUGAUGUGCUCAUAUACAAUCCCGGGGCAAUAUGGUGGGCCUCAGUCGAAGACAGCCCCAUGAAGCGAUUCCAACUGAUGCAGCGCGUCAACCCGGAAGGGCUCUACGGCGCGGUACAGGCCUCCCUGCCUCACCUAAAGAAGAGCUCCGUAGGGGGCAGGAUCGUCAUCGUCAGCCCUCCCAUCUACAGCCGUUUCUUCAGGGGCAAGACGGCGUACGCCAUGGGCAAGGUGGGCAUGAGCGUGCUGACCAAGGGCCUCGCGAUGGACUUUGAGAGGCAGGGGCUGGUGAGGGACGGGGAGGGCGGCAUGGCCGUCACGAGCAUCUGGCCGGCCGUGUCGAUCGAGUCUGCCGCCACGGCGCAGUUCACGCGGGGCAACGCCGACGAGGAGAGGGACCUGCGCAGGCCCACCAUCUUCUCCGAUGCCAUACUGGCCAUGCUCGGGGCGCCGGCGCCCGUCGUGAAUGGGCAGCUCCUGCUUGACGAGGACUUCCUCAGGGCGCAUGCGGGCGUGUCUGACUUCUCCAAGUACUCGGUCGUGCCGGGAAGCACUCCGAGGAGGAUCAUGCCGAUGGAGUUGCCGGAUUUGACUGUCAAGGAGCAGGAUGACGAGGGGAAGAGGGUCGAUAGUGCCAAGUCAAGAAAGGCAAAGUUGUGA